This is a messenger RNA of Trichosurus vulpecula (common brushtail), 452 nucleotides long. RefSeq names its product eukaryotic translation initiation factor 4E-binding protein 1-like. Gene Ontology annotation, cellular component: cytoplasm. Gene Ontology annotation, biological process: negative regulation of translational initiation. The record is from RefSeq and is a predicted model, not a curated record. Bases 1 to 390 code for a protein of 129 amino acids. NCBI's taxonomy places the organism in Eukaryota, Metazoa, Chordata, Mammalia, Diprotodontia, Phalangeridae. Gene Ontology annotation, molecular function: eukaryotic initiation factor 4E binding. The transcript has 2 exons.
AUGAAGAUUGCAGAUGAUGUGAAGCAGGAAGGAGUAGAAAGGAGGAGCGAGGCUGAGACCACAUCUGCGGGCGGGAGCUGCAGCCAGAUGCCGAGCCGGGCCAUCCCGGCCACACGUUGGGUGGUGCUCAGCCAUGGUGCGCAGCUGCCGCCUGGGGAUUACAGCACCACUCCGGGAGGCACCAGGAUCAUCUAUGACCGAAAAUUUUUGAUGGAAUGUCGUAACUCUCCUGUGGCCAAAACACCACCUCGGGAUCUGCCCACCAUUCCUGGGGUCACCAGCCCCGCUGGUGAUGAACCUGCUACUGAAAUAAAUCCGAACCACCUACCCAACAGCCAUGAGGACAAGCCAGGAAGCCAUGAGGAAUCACAGUUUGAGAUGGACAUUUAAAGGGCCGGCCACCGGAAUUGAGCAGUGGCCCCCAAGACCCACGGAUCCCGUUCAGGGGAGGA